AUGUCUGUCGCCGCGCUGCACCGCGAUACCGCCUUUCAGGCGCGCUCUCUGUUCCGCUCUUUGCUGCGAACCUCAUCGCAGUUCUCCAACUACAACUUCCGCGAGUAUGCGCGCCGGAAAACACGAGAUAUGUUCCGUGAGCACCAGAAGGUGUCGGAAGAGCGCCGGAUACAGGAGUUGAUGCAGGAGGGUCUGCAGAGCUUGCGUCUUAUGAAGAGACAAACAAUUAUCAGCCAGUUCUACCAGCUAGACAAGUUGGUGGUGGAGGGCCAGGAGACUGGCAAGGAGACAGGUGGCCACGGCGAAAUCGUUCGCCAGAAGGACACUGGGUAUUUCCGGUCUUCGCGCUCCGGGCGACAGCUCGACAGCAAUCGCUCCCGAACCGGCCAAAUCGACCACGAUGUCUUCGAAGGACUGCCUGUUCGCCGCUGGUCGCGCCAGCCUCACACCGUCUCCCAAGCGCCCAAGACAGAGGAAACUGAAUUCGGUCAACAGGGUGCUGGGGGAGUCAACGGGCUUCCAGAGCUUCCCAUGCCACGCGACAGCCAACUCCUGCCCGCAGCCAGCCGCGCGCUCCUGCGAGCUGCGCGUGCAGGUUGCAUUUACAUCCGCUCCAGCGGCCGAGGAGCCGACGAGGAGGAGAAGCCCAACACGGAUGCCGAAGAUCAAGCUGCCAGCAACGCAAACCUGGCCGAUCGCAGUUUCACCAGUCGCAAAUGGAUGUCGCUCCCGAAGCACAUGGAGCCGCCAGAGGUUGAAUUCUUGGCAAAGCGUCGCCCCGGUCUGCCCUCGCUCUAUGGCGGACCAGUUGGUGUGGAUGGAAGUGUUGGGGUGACACCUGGCCCGAUGCGACGAACCAAGUUUCAGAAGGUUGAUGCGGAAACGGGGAAUAUCUCUAUCUACGAAGCCUGGGUGCCUGAGGGGCAUCGUAUUGAAGGCGAGGUUACGGGUGAUAUGCAGGUUAUUUCUGAGCAAAGCGAAGUGCCUGUGAAGCCUGAGGCUCCUGCCCCGGGUACUGUUGUGGAGGGUGUUGGGAUUGUCAACUCUGAAGGUGUGGUGGUUGCCGACGCUAGUUCUGCUGCAGUCUCCAAUCCGAACAAGCGACGACCGCCUCCUCCCAAGCGCAAGGGCAAAGGAACUGGGAAGGGCCGUAAGAAGAAAGUCAUGUUUGCUCCGGGUGAGGGUGCCGAUGCUGCUACAGUACAUGGUGUUGUGCCUGGUGCGGGUGAUGUCAAUGGUGGCGGAGAAGGACAGGAUGCUUCACAGAUGUCCAUUGAUCAGUCUGGUCAAGACGAGGAAGAUGACGAGGGCGAGGAUGGCGACGAGAGUGAUGAGGGGGAGGGCGAUGAGUCUAUGAUUGAUGCGAAGACCCCCGAAACUCCCCAGCCUCAACCAAUUGAUGGAUUAGCCGACAAGCAAUCAGCCGACCCUGCAAUUGAUCAGGAGAGGGAUGUCGAAAUGGCGGAUGCUAUUCCUGAGUCACAUCCUGUUUCUGAGCCUUCAAUUGCAGCUGAGAAGGAGGAACCUUCGCCUAUCCCUCCUGUCCAGACCGAAACACCCGCAAAUGACACUGACGCGUCGGCGUCGGCGUCGGCGUCGGCGACUCUUGCUCCGCCUGUCGAAAAGGCCGAACAGUCUACCACAGACCCGAGUGAGCCACCCAAAGAGCCCCUCGGAGAUGAAAACGCGAUCCAUACAGAGGAUACCGCUCCGAAAGAAGAUACUUCUGAACCUGCGCCUACUUCACUUGCCGGCGCGGAGGACAAGAAAGAAUCUCCUGUUACUGGAGAUGCCCUGCAUAUCACCGACGAAAUCAAAACAGAACCGCAAACAGCGCAAUCCGGAGAGAACUCACCCCUCCCGCCUGUCUCCCCUGAGGCUCCAGCUGAAAGGGAGCACUCGGAACAGCCGCAACUAGAGCAACCAAAGGAAUCGUCAGCACAGCCAGAAUCGGCCAACGACGCGCCCCAACCUCCGACUGAAAACCCCGGACAAACUCAGCCCUUGCCAACAACCGAAGAAAACAGCACUGAGACUAGUCAGGCUCCUGUCGAAAAGGAAGACGUUGAAAUGGGCGACGCCUCAAACCCAACAGAGCAACUAGCCCCGCAAGAACCCGCCUCUGAACCCCAAGAGAAAGCCGCAUCUCCUGCCCCCGCAUCGAUAGAUAACGCCGAGCCAACCACCCAGCCUCCAGCAGAAGCCCCUGUCGCCGAGGCCUCCCAGUCCAAAUCAGACACGGAGCCAAAGGCCGAGGAAACGCCAACCGCAGAGGGCGGGUCCGGGCAGGCAGCUGAGACCGCACAGUCGGACGCAGAUUCGGAGACUAAGAAAGAGGAAUCUGAUACCCUUGCCCCAGCUGCAGAUGCCUCGUAG
This is a messenger RNA of Penicillium argentinense, 2376 nucleotides long. RefSeq lists its product as uncharacterized. The coding region runs from base 1 to 2376 and encodes 791 amino acids. The transcript has 5 exons. Gene Ontology annotation, biological process: iron-sulfur cluster assembly. Gene Ontology annotation, cellular component: L-cysteine desulfurase complex; mitochondrion. NCBI's taxonomy places the organism in Eukaryota, Fungi, Ascomycota, Eurotiomycetes, Eurotiales, Aspergillaceae. The record is from RefSeq and is a predicted model, not a curated record.